This is a messenger RNA of Drosophila arizonae, 1760 nucleotides long. Its product is annotated as carboxylesterase family protein cricklet. The record is from RefSeq and is a predicted model, not a curated record. Lineage: Eukaryota; Metazoa; Arthropoda; Insecta; Diptera; Drosophilidae.
AAUAUAUACACAUGUAUAUGCAAGUAAAAAUGCGCAGUUUAUUUGCCAUGCGAUGUGGUUAUUAUACAACCAAUAACCUUCGUUUCUACAGCACUGCAAAGGUGAAGGUGCCUGUAAGGCAAGGCAUUGUUGUUGGCACACAAGAAAAGCUGCCUAAUGGCGUAGUGUACAGCAAUUUCUUGGGCGUUCCCUAUGCAGAACCACCCGUGGGAGAGCUGCGUUUUCGGAGCCCUGUGCCGUUGGAACGAUUCAAGGAAAACGAGUUGGACUGCAGUAAAGAAGGCGACGUCUCGCAUCAGCGCGAUCCGCUCAAGCAGCAAGUGAUUGGUUCCGAAAACUGUCUAUUCCUCAAUGUCUAUGUGCCCAAGAGCAAGUCGAAGAAACCUCUGCCCGUCAUGGUCUGGAUUCAUGGUGGAGGCUUCUGGUUUGGUAGUGGUAACCGAGAUUAAUAUGUAUCUAAUCUUACCUUGAUCUUUUCCUAUUUACAGUUACAAGAGGAGGUCAUUGUGGUUACCCUAAACUAUCGUCUCGGAGCCUUGGGAUUUCUCAGCCUACCAGAAGCAGGCAUCUAUGGCAAUGCGGGUCUGAAGGAUCAACGUUUGGCCCUGCAGUGGGUGCACGAUAACAUUGCCAACUUCAAUGGUGAUCCUCAGAAUGUUACCCUCUUCGGGGAGAGCGCUGGAGCAUCUUCUGUUCAUAUGCAUAUGUAUGGAGCGCAUGCCAGCAAACUGUUCCACAAGGCCAUCAUGCAGAGUGGCACAGGUAAUUCGGAGUGGGUACUACAGGAAAAUGGAUCCUUUAAAGCACGAUGUUUGGGUGAACUGCUGUAUGGAAAGAAAAUAGAGAACGAUAGCAAAUUGCUUGAAUUUUUGCAAUCGGAAACGGCGACUCCAUUGGCGAUGCUAAGCAAAACUUUGGAUGUGCUGACUGCUGAUGAGCGUCGUCGUCAUCUGCCCUUUUCCUUCAAGCCAGUUGUGGAGGAUCCAAGGUGUCCAGAUAGCAUGCUAAACAAGCCCUUCCUUGAUCUGUUGCAUGACAGGAAGAGAUUGCCUAAUAUGCCCGUGCUAUUAGGUUACAAUUCGGCAGAGGGCAUAGUUCUGAUUAGAAAUCCCAAGAAAAAUGUGGAAAUCUUUGAUAAGGAUAUGGCACGCUUAGUCCCACGUAACCUGGUUGAGGAUCCAGGGGCGCCCGAGGCGUUCGAAGCAGCGGAAGACAUACGACAAUUUUAUUUUAAUGGAAAGUCGCUCACGAUGGAGUGCCUCGAUAAUCUAGUGGACUUGCUCGGCGAUGUGCACUUCAUUCUCGAUCUUCAGCACACAGCAGAGAUUUACGCAAAUUACCAGAAGGCGCCCUUCUACUUCUAUCGCUUCGACUAUGUAGGCGGACGGAAUAUAUACAAAAAGGCAUUUAAUGCGGACAAACUGCGUGGAGCCUCGCACGCCGAUGAACUGUCCUACCUAUUCCAAUGGUAUAAUGAUAAGUCUCCCUUAACUGCAGAUGAUGCUCAGAUUUCGAAAAGUAUGGCCGGGAUGUGGGCUAACUUUGCGAAAUAUGGCAAGCCAGCGGAUAAUUGGACACCAGUUCAGAAGCAAAAUAGAAAUGCGACAGGAAUUCUCGAUGCUUAUCAAUUGGAUUAUAUGCAACUAGAUCGAGAGUGUAAAAUGCGGCUGAAUCCAGAUGGGGAACGUAUGGAUUUUUGGCGUAGUAUGUAUAAAAGAUAUAAGCCGCAAUGCUAUGAAGAGUUGAUAGCCAAAUUGUAA